Prunus armeniaca (apricot) is the source of this 1554-nucleotide messenger RNA. NCBI's taxonomy places the organism in Eukaryota, Viridiplantae, Streptophyta, Magnoliopsida, Rosales, Rosaceae. The record is from the annotation of a GenBank genome assembly.
AUGGGUUGUGCAACGUUGGACCUCGUCGGAGCUGCUUCUCUCAAACUCAACACCAACACUCACUUCCUUCGUUCUCCGAAGCCAUUCCUCUCCUUUGUGGGGCCCAUCCGCUCUCGCAAUCUCAACGGCCCAUCAUUGACCUUUCUCACUUGCCAUGCCCACAAAUCACGGCCGUCCGUUUCCCUUCGCGCCCAGUCUACUUCUGCUGCUCCUGCUCCUGAAGAAGAGCGGGUGGUUGUUUUGGUUAUUGGUGGUGGGGGAAGGGAACACGCUCUUUGCUAUGCAUUGAAGCGAUCGCCUUCUUGUGAUGCCAUCUUUUGCGCCCCCGGCAAUCCUGGAAUUUCCAAUUCUGGGGAUGCCACUUGUAUUUCAGACCUGGACAUCUCGGAUAGCUCGGCUGUGAUUUCAUUCUGCCGUAAAUGGGAUGUGGGACUUGUCGUUGUUGGACCGGAGGCCCCACUUGUUGCAGGCCUUGUAAAUGAUCUGCUUAAGGCUGGAAUCCAUGCUUUCGGCCCUUCAUCUGAGGCCGCUGCUUUGGAAGGAUCCAAGAACUUUAUGAAGAGUUUGUGUGACAAGUAUGGAAUACCUACUGCUGAGUAUCAAACAUUUACAGACCCAUCUGCUGCGAAACAAUAUAUACAAAAGCAAGGGGUCCCUAUUGUUGUCAAAGCAGAUGGAUUGGCUGCUGGAAAAGGAGUUAUUGUUGCUAUGACUUUGGACGAGGCUUUUGAAGCAGUUGAUUCAAUGCUUGUAAAAGGUUCUUUUGGUUCUGCAGGUUGUCGUGUCAUUGUUGAGGAAUAUCUGGAAGGAGAAGAAGCGUCUUUCUUUGCUCUGGUGGAUGGAGAGAAUGCUAUACCUCUGGAAUCUGCUCAGGACCAUAAACGUGUUGGGGAUGGCGAUACAGGGCCCAAUACUGGUGGAAUGGGUGCAUACUCACCAGCCCCCAUCCUAACUAAAGAACUUCAAGAUUUAGUGAUGAAAUCCAUCAUUUACCCCACUGUGAAAGGAAUGUCAGCAGAGGGCUGCAAGUUUGUUGGGGUUUUAUAUGCUGGACUCAUGAUAGAGAAGAAGUCUGGCUUACCUAAGCUAAUUGAGUACAAUGUGCGCUUUGGUGAUCCAGAGUGUCAGGUUUUGAUGGUUCGUCUGGAGUCUGAUCUGGCACAAGUUCUACUUGCAGCUUGUAGAGGACAGCUAAGUGAGGUGUCGUUGAACUGGUCGGCCGGGUCAGCCAUGGUGGUGGUAAUGGCAAGUAAGGGGUACCCAGGGCCAUAUGAGAAGGGAAGUGUAAUUCGAAACCUUGAUGAAGCAGAAAAUGUUGCUCCAUCUGUUAAGGUAUUUCAUGCAGGAACUGCCCUGGAUCCAGAUGGCAACUUCAUUGCUGCUGGGGGCCGUGUUCUUGGAGUGACUGCCAAGGGAAGAGACCUCAAAGAGGCAUGUGAUCGGGCAUAUCAAGGCGUAGAAGAAAUUAAUUGGCCAGGAGGGUUCUACCGCCGUGAUAUUGGCUGGAGAGCCCUUCCUCUUCCUCUGAAACAAUUUGUGACGAGGUUAAACUAA